UCUCUGCCCCACCCCACCCCCUCCUCUCCUCCCCCUCAGUCUCUUCCUCCCGCCCUCCAACCCGUCCCCGUGUCCCAGUAAAGCGCUUUGAGCUCCGGGACUCGUCCUAGUAGCCUAACGCCGUCAGAUGGAAACAUGGCGACAGAGUUCCAUAACCUCCAAGAGUUGAGGCACAGUGCAUCUCUGGCCAACAAGGUGUUCCUGCAGAGAGACUACAGUGAUGGGACCACCUGCCGCUUCCAGACCAAGUUCCCUUCUGAGCUGGAGAGCAGGAUUGAGCGGCCGUUGUUUGAGGACACAGUGAAGAGGUUGAAUAUCUACUAUGCGGAGGCAGAGAAGAUGGGAGGCCAGUCCUACCUGGAGGGAUGUCUGGCCUGCGCUACAGCCUACCUCAUCUUCCUCUGUAUGGAGACACGCUAUGAGAAGGUGUUGAAGAAGAUAGGCAGGUACAUCCAGGAGCAGAAUGAGAAGAUCUACGCCCCGCGAGGUCUACUCAUCACUGACCCCAUCGAGAGGGGCAUGAGGGUCAUAGAGAUCUCUAUCUAUGAGGACCGAGGCUCCAGUGGCUCCUGCUCAGGCUCCAGCUCUACGUCCGGCAGCAGUGCUCGGUGACCGGGUACAUGUCACCUCCUCACCCCUCCCUGGUCCCUGGAAUGCUACACCCAACCACAGUGUUUGGUGACUGGGUCCACGGCACCUCUACUCCCCUGAUCCCUGGAGCUCUACAACCCUGGUCCCUUAGAGAACCACCCCGACAGCAGUGCUUGGUGGGCUGGGUAUGCCUCACCUACCGCAACCACAAUGGCCCUGACCGUAACAAACUUGAGCUAACCGACCGAACAUUCGAUCGCAACUGAACCACAUGGACCAAAGCAGAUCAAGCUGAAUCUAUCAACGUUGGGAAUACUGACGAUUUAAAAUUGCAUUUUGGUUUCGUCCCAAAUGGCAGCUUUUUCAGGCCCUGGUAAAAAAGACACUAUAUAGGGAGCCAUUUGGGACACAAGUCCUCCUAUAGUGCACUAGUUUGGGGCUCUGGUUAAAAGUAGUGCACUAGUUUGGGGCUCUGGUUAAAAGUAGUGCACAAGCUUGGGGC
This is a messenger RNA of Oncorhynchus mykiss (rainbow trout), 1093 nucleotides long. The record is from RefSeq and is a predicted model, not a curated record. NCBI's taxonomy places the organism in Eukaryota, Metazoa, Chordata, Actinopteri, Salmoniformes, Salmonidae.